AUGCAUAAUUCAGAGAAGCUCGAAUCUUCGAGCGAUUUGGACAAUCAGCCUAGAAAAUAUGAAGAUAAGUCUUCCCAAGACGUGUCACCAGACAUAGAUUUUCAUAAACCAAGACAUAAUGACAUAGCAAGUCAUUCAGUCUCCAGUGAGUCUGCCUCGACUCCCAAACUUCAAAGAAGACUACUUACACCGUUGUUGCUGAAGAAAGUACCGCCUGUGCCCACGGAUGAUGAAAGGAAAGAAUUUCCUCGUUACUUGAAUCCUUAUGUGUGGACGUUCUUUACGUGGCUCUGGCCCUUGUUGAGAGUUGGCUACAAGAGAACCUUGGAGCCCAACGACUUCUACAAAUUGAACGAAGACAACCAAGUACAGACAAUGGCAGACCGCUUCCAGCGAAUCUUUGCGAUCAAAUUGGCUGAAGACAAGGAGGAUUUCCUCAACCAAAGAAUUAAAAACCGUGGGGAAACAUUAGCAACAUCCUCGGUGCCUAGAGAAGUGGAAUUAUGGGAGUAUACACCUUCCAGCACACUUUGCUUCAGAGCAUUCUUUGCUACCUUCCGAAACCAGUAUACUUUUAGCUGUAUAUGCAUGGCCCUAGCAUUAGCUGUUAGCACAUGUAAUCCACUCCUAUCCAAGCAUUUGAUUCAAUAUGUUCAGGAGAAAGCAAUUAUCUAUGAUUUGCCUGCUGGUAAGGGUGUGGGAUAUGCACUUGGUGUAUCUGCAAUGGUGCUCGUGGGAGGUCUUCUUGCCAACCAGGGUUUCUAUUUGUCUAUGAUUACAGGUGCUCAUAUCAGAGGUGUGUGCACCAAAGUGUUGAUGGACAAGUCGUUCAAGCUCAGUGCUAAGGGAAGAAAACAGUUUCCUCCGUCGAAAAUAACCUCCAUUAUGAGUACGGAUGUGUCUAGAAUUGAUCUCGGUGUCGGAUUCUCCCCUUGGUUGUUUGUUUUCCCUGUUCCAGUGGCUAUCUCCAUUGGUAUUUUGGUACACAAUUUAAAGGCUCCAGCCAUGGUUGGUGUGGGUAUAAUGUUUGCUUUCUUGUUUUUCGCGGCUGGGUUGGGAAUGAUGUUGUUCGUAUUCAGAACCGAAGCGACCAAACUGACCGAUAUUCGUGUCGGAUACAUGAAGGAAGUGUUGACCAAUUUGAAGAUGAUCAAGUUUUACUCGUGGGAGAUUCCAUACUUCGGAAAGAUCAAAAAGACCAGAAAGAGAGAAAUGAAUUAUUUAUUGAAGAUGGAGGUAACUAGGAGUGUCAUUAUCUCUGUUGCAUCUUCUUUAACUUUGAUUUCUUCAUUCGCAGCAUUUAUGGUUCUUUAUGCCACUGCAUCCCCAUCUAAGAGAAACCCUGCAGCGAUUUUCUCUUCGGUGGCUCUUUUCAACUUAUUGGCUCUGGCGUUCAUCGUGUUGCCUUUAUCGAUAGCUGGUGCAACAGAUGCAUUUCUUGGCAUGGUGAGAGUGGGCUCUCUAUUAGCAGCAGAAGAAUUUGAGCCUGACCUUGAACGUGAGACAACCUUGGAAGAACAGUUGCUGUUGCAAGAUCGUAAGCUUGCCCUUGAGGUGAAGAAUGCUAGCUUUGAGUGGGAAGUCUUUGAUUUGGAGGUAGAAGAAGACGAGAAAGACUUAAAGAAGGAUCUAUCCAAAGAGGAGAAGAAGGAGAAAAAGAAAGAAACUAAGGCCAGAAAGAAGAGAGCAAAAUUGAAGAGACAAGGAUUGCUCAAGGAGGAACCUGUUGAGAAGCUUGCUGCUUUCGAGCUCAAAGAAGUUGAUUUCGCCAUAAGACAGGGAGAGUUCGUGGCUAUCACUGGAUCUAUUGGCUGUGGAAAAACUUCGCUAUUAUUGGCGAUAGAGGGUUUGAUGAAGAGAAAUUCCGGUUCUGUGAAGAUCAAUGGAUCUUUCGUUAUGUGCGGAGUUCCAUGGAUUCAGAACUCCACUCUAAGAGACAACAUCCUUUUCAAUGCCCCUUAUGACGAAGCUUGGUACAAGAAAGUUGUCUAUGCUUGCUGCCUACAAAGUGACAUAGACAUGUUGCCAGCUGGAGACAGGACUGAAAUUGGUGAAAGAGGUAUCACUCUUUCGGGUGGCCAGAAGGCGCGGGUCAGUUUGGCGAGGGCAGUAUAUGCCAACACAGAUAUCAUAUUGCUCGAUGACGUUCUUUCCGCUGUGGACUCGAAAGUUGGAAAACAUAUUAUCGACGAAUGUGUUCUCGGAAUUUUGAAAGACAAGACCCGAAUCUUGGCCACUCAUCAGCUCUCCCUUAUUGGAUCUGCCAAUAGAGUUAUGUACUUCAACAGUGACAACUCCAUUUCAAUUGGCACGAUGGAGUCGCUCCGGGGUACAAAUUCUGGCUUCAAAGAACUUAUGGAGUUUGGCCAACGUAAGGCAAUGGAUGAAGAGGAAAAGGAAGAAGAAGAAGAACAAGACCCAUUGGCUCGCGAACUAACUACACGUAGUGCUUUCUCGGAAAAGUCACUAUCUGAUCCCAACAGUGGUAAAUUGAUUACAGAAGAGUUUAAAAAUGUCAACGCUAUUGGAUGGGAAACCCAUCGCCAAUAUUUUGGAGCUGGAGCAACUGGCUAUAAAUUCGCUUGGAACAUUCCUGUAGCUUUGAUGGGAACAAUUCUUUCAGUUUUUUUGAACAUCUUCACCAAUACCUGGUUGUCGUUUUGGGUUGAGUACAAGUUCAAAGGUCGUGGAGAUGGAUUUUACAUUGCCAUUUAUGCUGUUUUGACAUUUUUGGCAGUUGUUUCGAUGGUGGCUCAGUUCUCAGGGCUCAUCUACAUCAUGAAUCGUGCGGCCAGAAUUUUGAAUAUUCGUGCAGCAGAGAAGAUUUUGCAUGUGCCUAUGUCUUACAUGGAUGUCACGCCAAUGGGCAGAAUAAUCAAUCGUUUCACGAAAGAUACAGAUGCCUUGGACAAUGAGAUGGGAGAUAAAAUCGCGAUGAUCACCUACUUCUUUUGUUCCAUUUGCGGCAUUUUAAUUCUUUGCAUCAUUUAUUUUCCUUGGUUUGCAAUUGCAAUUCCGUUCAUUGUAUUCAUAUUUGCAGCCGUUGUGAAUUUUUAUCAAGCUUCAGGAAGAGAAAUCAAAAGAGUAGAAGCUAUUCAACGUUCUCACGUUUACAACAACUUCAACGAGACUCUUACGGGUAUGGACACUAUCAAGGGGUACGAUAAAAGUCUGGUAUUUCUCAAUAAAAAUGUCCAUCUUAUUGACAGAAUGAACGAGGCUUAUUACAUCACGGUUGCAAAUCAGAGAUGGCUUGAUGUUAAUCUCACGUUCUUGGGCACUGCAUUCGCUCUCCUUAUUGCAUUCUUGUGUGUUUUCAGAGUUUUCAAGAUCAGUCCAGCCUCAGUUGGAUUGUUGUUAUCUUAUGUACUUGACAUUGCUGGAAUGGUGUCUAUGUUGGUUGUUGUGUUUACUGAGGUUGAACAAGAGAUGAACUCAGCUGAGAGAAUAAUAGAGUACGCGUACCAUGCUCCACAAGAGGCUUCCUACAUUAUUUCUGAAACUUGUCCGCCUCCUCUGUGGCCCCAGGAGGGGCAAAUUCAUUUUGAAAACGCUAGUUUGGCCUACCGUCCUGGUCUACCACUUGUUCUCAAGAACUUUAAUGCUGACAUCAAGCCGCACGAAAAGAUUGGAAUUUGUGGUCGUACGGGAGCAGGCAAAACCUCAAUUAUGGUCGCACUUUAUCGUAUUGUGGAGUUAAGCGGAGGAAAAAUUGAAAUCGACGGAAUCGACAUCAAGACUUUGGGCUUAAACAACUUAAGAUCCAAACUUUCGAUCAUUCCACAAGAUCCAGUCCUUUUCCGUGGAAGUAUCAGAAGCAACUUGGACCCCUUUGAUGAACGUACGGAUGAUGAGCUUUGGGAUAUCUUGACCAGAACAAGAAUUAUUGAACAAUCGGAAAUCGAAUUUGUCAAACUUCAGUCAAAAGAUAGCAACGAUUUGCACAAGUUCCAUUUGGAUAGAGAAGUUGAGGACGAUGGAGGCAACUUUUCUUUGGGUGAAAGACAAUUGAUUGCUUUUGCAAGAGCCUUGGUUAGAGGAUCCAAAAUUUUGAUUUUGGAUGAAGCUACUUCGAGUGUUGACUACGCAACAGACAGCAAAAUCCAAGAGGCUAUUGUCAAAGAAUUUGCGGACUGUACUAUCAUGUGUAUUGCUCACAGAUUGAAGACGAUUUUGAAUUACGAUAGAAUUUUAGUGAUGGACUAUGGAGAAAUCAAGGAGUUUGACACUCCGUGGAACUUAUUCAAUUCUAGAAAAAGUAUCUUCCGUCAAAUGUGCGAAAAGUCUAAGAUUCUGUCACUGGACUUCGCUCGCAGAUAA
Molecule: messenger RNA, 4320 nt
Organism: Sungouiella intermedia
Lineage: Eukaryota; Fungi; Ascomycota; Pichiomycetes; Serinales; Metschnikowiaceae
Source: the annotation of a GenBank genome assembly